Molecule: messenger RNA, 1368 nt
Organism: Exophiala mesophila
Lineage: Eukaryota; Fungi; Ascomycota; Eurotiomycetes; Chaetothyriales; Herpotrichiellaceae
Exons: 2
Coding region: 1-606 (201 amino acids)
Source: RefSeq, a predicted model, not a curated record
AUGCCCAACAGGCCGAAAGCCGUGAUCGACACACAGGGCUCCACUCACCGCCUAGAUCGCCACUUCCCUUCCACCAGCGACACCAGACCAGCGUCCAGCGCUGCGAUGAUCUUCACCAGGCUUUUUAUAUUGAUAGCCUUGUUCCUCGGCCUCUGUGUUGGGUUUGUCGUCCCCAAUAAAGAGUCGACAGGGGCGAGCCCUCACCUGGCCAAUGAUCUCACCAAGCUCCAUCCCAUGAACAGACCCAACCUUCUCACAUGCCGCAACACCAACCAACGCAUGUCCUGUUACGGCGGGCCUCCAGUCACCCUCGACACUUGUCGAGAGGUGUGCACCUGCGAGAAUGGCCGAAUAAACUGCCCAACCUACAAGUUUUGCGACGAUGAGACCAUGGAUACCUUCUGUGCUGGUCUGUGUGCUUGUGCCUCAAAUCUGCCCAACAAGCUCCGAGCCAAUGAAGGCGAUACGAUGAUCAGUGCCCAUCGGUACCACAGAUUAAUCGAUGAGGAAGAAGAGGCCGACGAGGAAGACGAAGGUCUCUUGCGCCGCCACGCUCGUCAACGUCGCGACUAUGGAGAUUCAGAUGCUUCUGGCGUUGCUCUCUGAUAUCUCGUCGAAUGCUUGUACCACCAUUGGGUUGACAACUCACCCAGCGAUUUAUAGCCUCAUUGAUGCAUUUCAAGUCCCAAACGACGCGGCAGCCUACUCAUCUCCACAGUGAGGCGGUACUUCUUCUUCCUCUUACUCUCACCUCGCCAUACUGCCACACUCAUUGCCACGAUACCCUCAAUAUUCUUUCUAAUGAUGUCUUCUACCCAACCAGCAUCGGCGUUUCGGAGCCUCACAGCUUGCUACCUUUCUUCCAAAGAAAACCCUCACGACGCGUAUAUUUCGGUUUCAUCUGUAUAAACCGGAUCAUGGCUACCACCACGGCCACAGCAGCCAAAGCCGACAACAGACAUGUCUCAUGAUUCUUGACAUUUAGGUCAAGCACGACAAUUGUAUAUACAGAAGUUCUACUCUGGCCACCAUCCUGCAUUUUCCUAUAUCCUUUGGCGACGACGACCAGUCACUUUUAUCGCACUACUUCAAUCAUACUCUAUGAUCUCAGUGUUUUUUGUUUCUAGCAUAUGGAUGUCUACAUACGGCGACACACUUUUGUAGCGGCGCUGGUAUGUUGGACUUGCUGUUAGAGGCCUACCAAAGCCAUGUCCUGGUUGAAGUUCUUCUGUGGAGUGUUGGCAACAGAAACAGGAUAGAUCUACAUGAAGGUGGACAGUGUGAUGUGUAUAAUAACCAAGGCGAGAAGCCAAUCUGAGCCUAGAGCUAUGCGUAACUUAGCGAGAUAGUGUCAAUGCAUAAGCUCUG